AAGUAAUGAGGAUUUUUGUUAACCAUCAUUGUUGUUAGAAUAUAUCAGGAUAAGUGAGCAGAUAAGGUAGAAGGAAAGGAAAGAAGGAUGAUGGCACUAUCAGUGAGCAGCGUGGUGAAGAGUCUCUACUUCUCUGGCAAUCACAGCCGCAACCACAACCGCAAUCACGGCCCCAAUCACAACCACUCCUUGAAACACAACAAACAACAUUCAUUUUCGGUUUCGGCCUCUCUAAACCCAUCGCCGUACAUUCCCAAAUCCAAACCCCCACAGCAGCAACAACUCUACCAACCCUUCCGACCACCGCCUUCGCCGCUCCCCUCGCAGUUUGCCACCCUCGACACCGCUGGCCGCAUAGAAGUUCUCGCCAACCGCCUCGGCACAUGGCAUGAGUACGCUCCCCUUAUCUCCUCUCUCAUCCAAGAUGGCUUCACCCCUCCCUCCAUUGAAGAGCUCACCGGUAUAUCCGGCGUCGAGCAGAAUCGCCUCGUCGUCGCUGCUCAGGUCCGGGAGUCACUCCAGCAGUCAAAUACUGACCCCGACGUCCUUUCUGCCUUCGAUACUAGCGGCGCUGAGAUUCUCUACGAGAUCCGCCUCCUCAGUGCCUCCCAGCGCUCUGCAGCUGCCCGUUACAUAGUGGAUAAUAAGUUCGACGGAAAGGGCGCUCAGAAUUUGGCGCGCGCUAUGAAAGAUUUCCCUGGCAGGAGAGGGGAGAAGGGUUGGGAGAGCUUCGAUUACACUCUUCCCGGAGAUUGUCUCUCUUUCAUGUAUUACCGGCAGAGCAGGGAGCACAAGAACCCUUCUGAUCAAAGAACUUCUGCUUUGGAACAGGCGUUGAAGGUGGUGGUGAGGUUAAAGUACGGCGAGGUGGCGGAGGCUACCUCGGUUAUUGUGUUGCCAGUAUGCAAGGCGGAGAAGGGAGAAAAUGAGGUUAUGGAGGCACCGUUUGAGUGCAGGAGCGAGGGUGAAUUCGGGGUCGUGAGGGCAGAGAAAGCGUGGGGAAGGUGGGUGGUUUUACCCCGGUGGGAGCCGGUGGCGACCGUUGGGAGAGGAGGAGUUGUGGUUUCAUUCGUGGAUGCGAGGAUUUUGCCGUGGAAGGUGAAUAAGUAUUAUAAAGAGGAACCUAUUUUGGUAGUGGCCGACAGAAAUAACACGGAGGUAGUUGCGGAUGAUGGGUUCUAUUUGGCUAAGGUUGAUGGUCACGAUGAUUUAAUGGUUCAGAGGGGUUCAGCAUUGAAGGAGAAUGGCGUCAAGGAAAGUUUAGGAACGGUUGUAUUGGUUGUUAGACCUCCCAAGGAUGACACUGAUGAUCAACUCAGUGAUGAAGACUGGAACUGAUCCAUUCAUCAUCGUUUCAAAUUUCAGAUUUUGUUAUCAUAAUUUUACUCUAUUUGUAUAAGCUUUUUAGAUGGAUUUAGCUGUAUU
Arachis duranensis is the source of this 1425-nucleotide messenger RNA. RefSeq names its product rubisco accumulation factor 1.2, chloroplastic-like. Gene Ontology annotation, cellular component: chloroplast. The record is from RefSeq and is a predicted model, not a curated record. NCBI's taxonomy places the organism in Eukaryota, Viridiplantae, Streptophyta, Magnoliopsida, Fabales, Fabaceae.